Molecule: messenger RNA, 726 nt
Organism: Fusarium coffeatum
Lineage: Eukaryota; Fungi; Ascomycota; Sordariomycetes; Hypocreales; Nectriaceae
Exons: 2
Coding region: 1-726 (241 amino acids)
Source: RefSeq, a predicted model, not a curated record
AUGAGCACACUCAGACCAUUGCGCGGCGGCUGCCAGUGCGGCCGAAACCGGUAUAUCAUUGCUGUCCCGCAGAACGGCAUCAACGAGGCACAGGUCCUCUUCAACACCGAUUCUGUUCAUCAGACCUCUCUCGCAACCCCCCUGGCAGCCUACAUCCGAGUUCCCUUGUCGUGGUACCAUAGCACAACCUACUCUUUCUUUCCAGACGAGACACAUGCUUUAAUCCGACGUGUCUACACACACCCUAGCCAACAACACUCGAAACGUCACUUUUGCGGUUAUUGUGGCACGCCUUUGUCGUACUGGUCCGAAAACCCACAUACCGAAGCCGACUUUAUCAACCUUACGCUCGGAAGCUUGCUGAGGGAAGAUCUGCGUGACCUUGAGGACAUGGGCUUGAUUCCCGAAGAGGAAGACAACAAUGAUCUAGUACGACAGCCAUCAGAAGUGGUGGGCAGGAACACGGCACUGCGCCAAUCGUACGGAGUUCCUUGGUUUGACGGUAUGGUUGAAGGAACACGUCUAGGAAACAUGCGCCGAAGCCAAGGCGUCAAGCAAUCGCAAGAUGGCCGAGUCAAGGUGGAGUGGGAGAUCGUUGAAUAUUCAGGUAACGGCGACGAGUCCGCCGGACCUCCACAUGAAGAUGUCGAUAUGGAAAUGUCAGUCCCCGGAAAGCGGAAGAUGAAGGAUAGGGAAGAAUCAGAAGCGGCCGCCGGAGGAAACUAA